UCUCCCCAACGGAUCUCUGGCAUUUAGUUUAGUACAGAGCCAAACAAAAAAGUUGUCUCUUUUAUCAUCUCUCUAUCUCUGUUUCUGUGCUGUUUGCUUGCUUAAUCAAAUAUGAUCUCCUUGAACCUAUCAGCUUCCCUAAACCCGGGUCUCACCCGAACCCGCCACAACCCUACCCGCUUCUCCCCUCUCCACGCCGCCGCCGCCGCCGAUAAACCCUUCAGCUGCCAAUACCCACUAAGCCUCCCACAGAUCCCCACUCUCCAGAUUCGCGAAAAACCCUUCCUUUCAAUCCUCAAAAGAUCCAGAUCCGUCGCCGCCGCGACCGGAGGAGAGUUCGAGUCGUCCGAGGAAGCGGCGGCGAAGGAGAAUAAGAAAGCGAAGAACCUCCAGCUAGGGAUAGUCUUCGGCCUCUGGUACUUCCAGAACAUCGUCUUCAACAUCUUCAACAAGAAGGCUCUCAACGUCUUCCCUUACCCCUGGCUCCUCGCUUCCUUCCAGCUCUUCGCCGGCUCCGUCUGGAUGCUCGUCUUAUGGUCCUUCAAGCUCUACCCUUGCCCUAAGAUCUCCAAGCCGUUCAUCGUCGCUCUCCUCGGACCCGCGCUGUUCCACACCGUAGGACACAUCUCGGCUUGCGUCUCCUUCUCUAAAGUCGCUGUUUCGUUCACUCACGUGAUUAAAUCGGCUGAGCCUGUGUUCUCUGUGAUUUUCUCGUCUUUCUUGGGAGACACGUAUCCGUUAGCUGUUUGGUUGUCGAUUCUACCGAUAGUUAUGGGUUGUUCUUUGGCUGCGGUUACUGAAGUGUCGUUCAACUUGGGUGGCUUAUCUGGAGCUAUGAUUAGUAACGUUGGGUUUGUUUUAAGGAACAUUUACUCUAAAAGGAGUCUACAGAGUUUUAAAGAGAUUGAUGGGUUGAAUCUUUACGGUUGCAUCAGUAUACUCUCUCUGGUUUAUUUGUUUCCUGUUGCGGUUUUUGUUGAAGGGUCGCAGUGGGUUCAGGGCUACCAUAAGGCUAUUGCUUCUGUUGGGAAACCGUGGACGUUUUACUCUUGGGUUUUGCUCUCUGGUGUCUUUUACCAUUUGUACAACCAGUCUUCUUACCAGGCGCUUGAUGAGAUUAGUCCUUUGACUUUCUCUGUUGGGAACACGAUGAAGAGGGUGGUGGUGAUUGUCUCCACGGUUUUGGUGUUUAGGAACCCUGUUAGGCCACUGAAUGCUCUUGGUUCAGCUAUCGCGAUUUUCGGUACUUUCUUGUAUUCUCAGGCGACUGCCAAGAAGAAGAAGAUUGAAGCUGGAGAUGAUGAUAAGAAGAACUGAGAGUGCAGCUUCAAGCUUUUUAGUUUAAGCCUUUUGAUUAUUAUUCCUCGUUUUUGUUGUUGUUUUUCAUUUUCAUUGUUGUUAAGACUCUUUUACUUGGUUCUGGUCUGAUUCUGAGAAGGGUUUAAACUUUAAUCUUAAGCAGAGAUGAGUUAAAACUUAUUAA
Messenger RNA from Brassica rapa (field mustard), 1483 nucleotides. Its product is annotated as xylulose 5-phosphate/phosphate translocator, chloroplastic. Gene Ontology annotation, molecular function: transmembrane transporter activity. Gene Ontology annotation, cellular component: membrane. Lineage: Eukaryota; Viridiplantae; Streptophyta; Magnoliopsida; Brassicales; Brassicaceae. Gene Ontology annotation, biological process: transmembrane transport. The record is from RefSeq and is a predicted model, not a curated record.